AUGUUAGUUGCUGCGCACCUGUGCUUUAUUCGUGAUACACUGGGAGGCCUGCGAUUGUUUAAAUAUUUAACUGUUCUGUUGAUAGUGACUGAUACGCGUUGCGCUAUUUUAAAUGAACAUGUGAAGUUUUACCACUCGGAGAUGGCCUCAAGAAUUGCUGGUCCGAUCCCCACUCACGAAAUAUAUGAACUACCUCUGGUGGGAUGCUGGACUGCGUUAGCGAAAAGUCGUUUUGGUGGAUCAUUAGGAAACCUGAAUGUUCCUCGAUGCCAAGCAAAUGUCUCCCCAGCCAAUGGGCACUGCAUGGAUUCCGCCUGUGGUUACACCGGUAAAAAUUACAUUCGAGAGAACAUAAAGCGCAUAAAGCAAUAUCAAAAAGCCUCUCUUAUGCGAAAGACAUCUCUUGGCAACAUCUUCUCACCUACUGUCAAAUUAGUCCACGAACGCGGGAUGAAUCGUUUGCCUUCGCGACCAUCCACAGCAGUUUCCCGACCCAAGUGCUGUUCCAAAGAAAAUCAGAUAUCAACACAGGUGAAUGAUUUUCUUUUACUCCCAUAA
Molecule: messenger RNA, 558 nt
Organism: Dicrocoelium dendriticum
Lineage: Eukaryota; Metazoa; Platyhelminthes; Trematoda; Plagiorchiida; Dicrocoeliidae
Source: the annotation of a GenBank genome assembly